CACAGAGACUUCAGCUGCAGGAGACGGAGCUAACGCCAUGGACACCAUCACACAUCAGAAGAAGGGUGCCUCAGCACUCAGAAAGAACAUCAGCCACUUCACAGAUGUGAGCGGUCUGCCUUGCAUUGAGAAGCUUGUGUGCUCGGUGGAGGACACCCCCGAGCCCAUCAGCACCAGAAUCAGUGGAACAAUCCCAGAAUGGAUCAAUGGGAACUUCUUGAGAAACGGGCCGGGGAAGUUUGAGAUUGGAGACCAGAAGUUCAACCACUGGUUUGAUGGUAUGGCUCUCCUGCACCAGUUCAAGAUAUCCAAUGGGCAGGUGACCUACAAAAGCCGCUUCCUGUCCAGUGACAGUUACCAAUCCAAUAAGGAGUACAACCGCAUUACUGUGUCUGAGUUUGGGACUACCACCAUGCCAGACCCCUGCAAAAACUUCUUCCAGCGCUUUCUGUCAAGAUUUGAACUACCAAAGCCAACAGAUAAUGCCAAUGUGAGCUUUGUGACCUACAAAGGUGAUUACUAUGUCAGCACAGAAACUAAUGUUAUGCACAUGGUGGACCCUGAGACACUGGAGUCAAUUAAAAAGGUGGACUGGAGCAAAUUCAUUGCUGUGAAUGGAGCGACUGCCCACCCCCACACUGACCCUGAUGGAACAACAUACAACAUGGGGAAUUCCUACACCAGUAAAGGAGCUUUCUACAACAUCAUCCGAGUGCCCCCAACCAAGGAAACAGAAGGGGAGACCUUGGAGGGAGCCACAGUGCUGUGCUCAAUUCCUUCAGUGGACAAAACCAAACCCUCCUACUACCACAGCUUUGCAAUGUCUGAGAACUACGUGGUGUUCAUUGAACAACCCAUCAAGAUGAACCUGUUGAAGAUUGUCACAGGCAAGCUGACAGGAAAAAGCAUCAGGGAUGGCUUUUCCUGGGACCCCAACCUCAACACUGUCUUCCACCUGAUUCACAAACAAACUGGCAAGGUAAGCAACAUCAAGUAUCUUGCCAAGCCACUGUCAACCUUCCACCAGAUUAACGCAUAUGAGGAGGACGGCUUCUUGAUAAUGGAUAUGUGUGCUUCAGAUGACGGCCAGGCAAUUGAGGCCUAUAACAUCCAGAACUUGCGCAAGUCUGGAGAAGCCCUUGAUGAUGUGUACAACACCUUGUGUCGAGUGUUCCCUCGCCGCUUCGUGCUGCCUCUCAAUGUGGACAGUGAUACACUCUAUGACCAGAACUUGAUUGACCGGCCCAGCAGCACAGCCACGUCUGUAAGAAUUGGCAAAAACAAGGUGUUCUGUACUCAUGAAGAUCUCCACAGGGAAGAUCUCCAUCAAUAUGGAGGUCUGGAGUUCCCUCAGAUCAACUAUGGCAAGUACAACACCCAUCCCUACCGCUACUUCUAUGGCUGCGGCUUCAGACACCUUGUAGGGGACACCCUGAUCAAGAUGGACCUCCAGGGCAAACACAUGAAGGUGUGGGAUCAUCCUGGUCUGUAUCCCUCUGAACCAGUCUUCGUUCCCUCCCCUAAUGCUACAGAGGAGGACGAUGGUGUUAUCUUGUCUGUGGUCAUCACUCCAAAUAAGGACAAGAGUACAUUCCUUCUGGUUUUAGAUGCCAAGACGUUUGAGGAGCUGGGCAGGGCUGAGGUACCUGUCAACAUUCCCUAUGGUUUCCACGGGACAUUCAGUUCUGCUGCAUAGACUUGUGAGGAGGCAAAGAAUGACCUGAGAUAAACAGACCUGCAUUUUGAGAUCACGACAAAAAUGUGUUGUACUAUUAGAAACACUGGAAACCUCUUGUAAAUAUUGUUCUAAAUCUCUACUUAAUACAAAACAUUUCCUUUUAAGUAUAUUUACACUUUAAGGGCUGUGGGUGGGUGAAUUUGGGGUUGUGUGGGGGUAAAUCAAGGAAACUUCUCUUUUUUGCAUCUGCUAUGCUAUCUGAGUGCAUAAUAAAAGUUGUUACACAGCAGAUUCUGGGCAAGUUCAGCAACGAGUUUUUAUGGCAUCUUAUUCUGGAAGAGUGUGAAACUGAUAAGUAAAUGCAUGCCAGGGCACUUUUUUUUGUUGGAGAAAGCUACGUGUAAUUUAUUCACAGUAACCUUGUACAAAUGUCUAUUUGACCUUAUUUUCUGAAGAAUUUACAAGUUGAUGACGUCACUCGAAUGUGGCUGCCAAUUUUCUUUGCAUUGCUUUAAUACUUCGUAAAUACACUAGUGACCGUGACAAGGAAGACUGUAGUGCAGCAAAGAUUUCUCUGAACACAUUGUAUUUUUCUGUAUUCAUUGGUUUUGAAUAGUGUAGGUAAGUUUCUUCUGUACUUCUCUUCUUUUGGUGUGUGUGUAUGAGGAGAGGCCAUUUUUUU
This is a messenger RNA of Amphiprion ocellaris (clown anemonefish), 2360 nucleotides long. Its product is annotated as carotenoid-cleaving dioxygenase, mitochondrial. The coding region runs from base 38 to 1696 and encodes 552 amino acids. Lineage: Eukaryota; Metazoa; Chordata; Actinopteri; Pomacentridae. Gene Ontology annotation, molecular function: beta-carotene 15,15'-dioxygenase activity; carotenoid dioxygenase activity. Gene Ontology annotation, cellular component: mitochondrion. Gene Ontology annotation, biological process: retinal metabolic process; carotene catabolic process. The record is from RefSeq and is a predicted model, not a curated record. The transcript is spliced from 12 exons.